Molecule: messenger RNA, 2213 nt
Organism: Dipodomys ordii (Ord's kangaroo rat)
Lineage: Eukaryota; Metazoa; Chordata; Mammalia; Rodentia; Heteromyidae
Gene: Leo1
Product: Leo1 Paf1/RNA polymerase II complex component
Exons: 12
Coding region: 92-2074 (660 amino acids)
Biological process (GO): transcription elongation by RNA polymerase II; positive regulation of transcription elongation by RNA polymerase II
Cellular component (GO): nucleus; Cdc73/Paf1 complex
Molecular function (GO): RNA polymerase II C-terminal domain phosphoserine binding
Source: RefSeq, a predicted model, not a curated record
CGCCUGAGGGCUCCCGUAGGCCGCCGCGCAGCAGUCGAGAGUCCGCACCGCAGCCGCCGCGGCCUGCAGCCGGCGUUCGACUGGAUUGGCCAUGGCGGAUAUGGAGGAUCUGUUCGGGAGCGACGCCGACAGCGAGGCCGAACGUAAAGACUCAGAUUCUGGAUCGGAAUCCGAUUCUGAUCAAGAGAAUGGGGCUUCUGGCCGCUCUAGUAAUGCCUCCGGAAGUGAAAGCGACCAGGAUGAGAGAGGGGACUCAGGACAGCCAAGCAAUAAGGAACUAUUUGGAGACGACAGUGAAGAUGAAGUUGCGUCCCAGCAUAGUGGCAGUGAUAACCACUCAGAAAGAUCUGACAAUCCAUCGGAGGCUUCUGAGCGAUCUGACCAUGAAGACAAUGACCCCUCUGACGUAGAUCAGCAGAGUGGCUCAGAAGCCCAUCACGAUGAUGAAGACGAGGGUCACAGAUCAGAUGGAGGGAGCCAUCACUCAGAGGCAGACGGUUCUGAAAAAGCUCACUCUGAUGAUGAAAAAUGGGACAGAGAGGAUAAGAGUGACCAGUCAGAUGAUGAAAAGAUGCAGAAUUCUGACGAGGAGGAGCGAGCGCCGGGAUCUGAUGACGAGGAGAAGGUGCAGAACUCAGAUGACGAGGAGAGACCUCAGCUUUCCGAUGAUGACAGGCAGCAGCUGUCUGAGGAGGAAAAGGCUAAUUCUGACGAUGAACAGCCUGUAGCUUCUGAUAAUGAUGAUGAGAAACAGAACUCGGACGAUGAUGACCGACCACAGAUGUCGGAUGAGGAAAAAAUGCAAAAUUCUGAUGAUGAAAGGCCCCAGGCCUCAGAUGAAGAGCAAAGGCAUUCAGAUGAUGACGAGGAACAGGACCGUAAAUCAGACUCUGCCCGAGGUAGUGAUAGUGAAGACGAAGUUCUACGGAUGAAACGCAAGAACGCCAUUGCCUCUGAUUCAGAAGCAGACAGUGAUACAGAAGUGCCAAAAGAUAAUAAUGGAACCAUGGAUCUGUUUGGUGGAGCAGACGAUAUAUCUUCAGGGAGUGAUGGCGAAGAUAAACCACCUACUCCAGGACAGCCUGUGGAUGAAAAUGGCUUGCCUCAGGAUCAACAGGAGGAGGAGCCAAUUCCCGAGACCAGAAUAGAAGUAGAAAUACCCAAAGUAAACACUGACUUGGGAAAUGACCUCUACUUUGUUAAACUGCCCAACUUUCUCAGUGUUGAGCCCAGACCUUUUGACCCUCAAUAUUAUGAAGAUGAAUUUGAAGAUGAGGAAAUGCUGGAUGAAGAAGGUAGAACAAGGUUAAAGUUAAAGGUAGAAAACACUAUAAGGUGGAGGAUCCGCCGAGAUGAAGAAGGAAAUGAAAUUAAGGAAAGCAAUGCUCGGAUAGUCAAGUGGUCAGAUGGAAGCAUGUCUCUUCACUUAGGUAAUGAGGUGUUUGAUGUGUACAAAGCCCCCCUGCAGGGAGACCACAACCAUCUGUUUAUAAGACAAGGUACCGGUCUGCAAGGACAAGCCGUCUUUAAAACGAAACUCACCUUUAGGCCCCACUCCACAGACAGUGCCACACACAGAAAGAUGACCCUGUCACUUGCAGAUAGAUGUUCAAAGACACAGAAGAUCCGAAUCUUACCCAUGGCUGGGCGUGACCCUGAAUGCCAGCGCACGGAAAUGAUUAAGAAAGAAGAAGAGCGUCUGCGGGCUUCCAUCCGAAGAGAAUCCCAGCAACGCCGGAUGAGAGAGAAACAGCACCAGCGGGGGCUGAGUGCCAGCUACCUGGAGCCCGAUCGCUAUGAUGAGGAGGAGGAAGGCGAGGAGUCCAUCAGCCUAGCUGCCAUCAAAAACCGUUACAAGGGGGGCAUUCGAGAGGAACGCGCCAGAAUCUAUUCCUCGGACAGCGAUGAAGUAUCAGAUGAGGAAAAAGCUCAGAGAUUGCUUAAGGCAAAGAAACUCACCAGUGAUGAGGAAGGCGAACCUUCUGGAAAGAGAAAAGCAGAAGAUGAUGAUAAAGCAAAUAAAAAGCAUAAGAAGUAUGUGAUCAGUGAUGAAGAAGAGGAGGAAGAUGACUGAAGUAAAAACCAUGAAAACAUUUUAUAAAUUUUACUGUACAGUUUGUUUUAUAAAUAUGAUGUAAACAUGAGUUAUUUUGGUUGCAAUGAAUUGAUCUUCCCUUUUGUGUAAUUUUAAUUGUAAUAAAAAAAGUUUAAAA